AUGUCAUUAGAUAACAUUCCACAGAAUUUUGCUUCUGUGCCUGAAAGACUUGACUCACUGUAUUAUAAAAAUAUCGGCUCAACCGUAACACCACCGCAACAGCAACACGAUCAUAUACCCGUUCCAAUGGAGGACGUCGGCUAUACUUCGGGAUUAGCCAAUAACUCUGAUACCUUUCGUAAAAGAAACAGUGGCUAUUCACGCAACAACAAGCUCCACAGCGAUUCCGAGGAUUUCGACUUAGACUUAGCGACCCAUCAUAAGUCAGACAAGUUAAAAUGGAGGAAAGCGGCUUCAAAGCAGUUGUCUCGUAAGCGAGAUUGGUAUAUUGUACUGUUUUUGACAAUAUGGGCGGCCUAUAUUCGUAUGUACAAACUACAUCAACCGCCUUCGGUCGUUUUUGACGAGGUUCAUUUUGGCGGGUUUGCGACGAAAUACAUCAAAACACGUUUUUUUAUGGAUGUCCAUCCACCUUUGGCGAAAAUGAUGAUAGCAUUGGUUGGUAAAUUAGCAGGCUUGGAUGGUUUUGAUUUCAAGGAUAUUGGAAAAGACUAUACUGCAGAUAAUGUCCCUUAUGUGUUUAUGAGAGGAUUUUGUGCUUUGAUGGGCUUAUUGGUAGUACCUAUAGCUUACCUCACAGUUCGUGGUGCUGGUCAUUCCAUUGCUGCAGGAUUAGUCGCUGCUUUGAUGAUCUGUUAUGAAAAUGGGCUUAUCACCAACAAUAGACUAAUUUUACUUGAUCCACCACUUCUAUUCUUCACUGCUGCGACAAUUUUGAUGUGGAUCAACUUUCACAAUCAAAAGAACAAACCUUUUCAAUUCUGGUGGUAUGUUUGGCUAAUGCUCACUGGUGUUGGUUUAGGUUUAACAGUGAGCUGUAAAUGGGUCGGAUUAUUCACCAUUGCAACGAUCGGUAGCUCAACUGUCAAGGGUUUAUGGGAAAUUUGGGGAGAUACGCGAACACCUAUGAUUGUGUUUUUGAAGCAUUUUGGUGCUCGGGCAGUAGCAUUGAUUUUUGUGCCCAUUUCUAUCUAUAUGCUCAUGUUCCAGAUUCAUUUUCACUCUUUGCCUAACAGUGGUGAGGGCGAUGGAUUUAUGUCACCUGAAUUCCAGCAAACAUUAGAUGGCCACGCAAGUGUAACUUCUCCUAUUGCUUAUGGAUCCAGGGUAUAUAUUAGACAUGUCGCAACUACUGGUGGCUAUCUUCAUUCUCACCCUCAUAGAUAUAUAAGCGGGAGUAAACAGCAACAAGUUACAUUGUAUCCUCAUCGAGACAACAAUAAUUGGUGGACUAUUCACAAAGUAAACGAUGCAGACCCUGAAGGAAUUGAAUAUGUUAAGGAUGGUGAUAUCAUUACAUUAAAACACGCUGAUUCUGAAAUGCGUCUACAUUCACACGAUAUGCGGCCUCCAAUCACUGAUCUAGACUAUCAUUACGAAGUGAGUGCGUAUGGAGGAUUUCCCAAUUUUACGGGAGAUAGCAAUGAUCAAUGGAGAGUAGAGAUUAUUGAAGGGGACAAAGCAGAUCCUGAGUCAUCUCAGCGAUUACGAACCAUUCAUACAAAGUUUGCGCUUGUUCAUGUUUUGCAACGCUGUUCAUUGUUCUCACAUAACGUAAAAUUGCCUGAAUGGGGCUUUGGCCAACAAGAAGUGACCUGUAUCAAAAAUGGAAAAAUUAAGAAGACUGUUUGGUAUGUUGAGAAUACCGAAAACCCAUUAUUGCCUGAAGAUACAGAGAAAGUAUCGUAUAACAGAUUAGGCUUCUUGGGCAAAUUUUUAGAGUUGAACAAGGUUAUGUGGAAUACGAACAAGGGUUUGACUUCUUCUCAUCCUUAUGACUCAAGACCAGAGUCUUGGCCAUUGUUGCGUCGGGGUAUCAACUUUUGGUCUAAGGAUAAGCUUCAUAUCUAUCUUUUGGGAAAUCCGUUGGUGUUCUGGUGCGCCUCUAUAUCUGUCCUUGUCUAUAUUAUUCUCAAAGGAGCCUUUAUUAUACUCGAAAAGAGAGGGAUCAAAAAGCAAUUUGGAGACUUGAAGAAAUUCUACGAUGAAUCAGCUGGCUUCUUCUUUGCUGGUUGGUUUUUCCAUUACUUCCCCUUUUUCCUGAUGGGGCGACAGCUCUUUCUGCAUCAUUAUAUGCCUGCACUCUACUUCUCCAUCCUUCUCUUUAGUGUUGGUUUUGACUUAUUGACCAUCAGAUUGGUUAAUCGUAAACGGCUGGUGGCUGCAGGCGUUUUCAUUCUCGGCGUCAUUCAUGUCUAUAGAUACUUCAUACCCAUCACUUAUGGUGAGCCUUGGACUCAAUCUCUUUGUGAAAAGGCAAAGUGGCGAUCGACGUGGGACUUUGACUGUGCAUCGUACCAUAUUGACUACGAGAGUUACAAUACUCGUAAACCAUUAUACGUCGAAGGGUUCUAUAAGGUCAAAGAAGUGUUCAACAACUAUUUAGGUCGUGAACAAGAAGCUAAAGUAGUGGAAGGCGUCAAUCUCGUAUCUGAUAAAAUUGAUAUUCCUCCAAUAGAUAUAUCCGCUUCUUGGGACUCGGAUUUACCGUUAGAAGCUACACAAUAA
Messenger RNA from Mycotypha africana, 2568 nucleotides. RefSeq names its product Dolichyl-phosphate-mannose-protein mannosyltransferase-domain-containing protein. The transcript has 14 exons. The record is from RefSeq and is a predicted model, not a curated record. Gene Ontology annotation, molecular function: dolichyl-phosphate-mannose-protein mannosyltransferase activity. The coding region runs from base 1 to 2568 and encodes 855 amino acids. Gene Ontology annotation, biological process: protein O-linked glycosylation via mannose. NCBI's taxonomy places the organism in Eukaryota, Fungi, Mucoromycota, Mucoromycetes, Mucorales, Mycotyphaceae. Gene Ontology annotation, cellular component: membrane; endoplasmic reticulum.